CAGGCACCCGCUGCCCCGCCGCGGCUCUGCCUGCGCCGCCCCGCUAUGGAGCAGGGGCCGGCGGGGGGGUCUGCAGCCGCCACCACCGCAGCUUCCGCCGGCACCGGUACCGGCACCGGGGGUCUGGUACUGCCGCUGAGCGAGAGCGAGCAGCAGCGCUACUCCGAGCUCUUCUCGCGGUGCUGCCCACCCCCCGAGGCGGCCGCCGGGGGCAGCAGCGUGGGCGAGCUGUUCCGGGCCUCUCAGCUGCCCCCGGACACGUUGCACCAGAUAACAGAAAUUUGUGGAGCCAAGCGUGUGGGUUAUUUUGGUCCUGCUCAGUUUUAUAUUGCUUUGAAGUUAAUUGCGGCAGCGCAGUCUGGGUUCCCAGUACAGAUUGAGAGUAUUAAGAAUGAAUUGCCUCUGCCGCGGUUUGUGGCGCUGAAAAAUGACAGUGAAGUACGUUACGGGACUCCAGCAGAACUCCAUGGAGUUAAAUUUCAGGUUCCACAUGCAACUUUGGAAAAAAAUUCCUACAAAAGAACAGAUGAAGGGGACAAACAGGAACCCAAGUCUCCAUCAAUGUCUCCAAUCUGCUCACCACCUGCUUCUCCAUCUACUUACCAGAGAAUACCCUUAAGUUACGGAUAUGGUAAAUCAAGAAGUGGGCUGGAGCAGCAGCAUGGAGCUCCAUAUGAAGUCAGGCAUUCUACUCACCAGCAAGAUGGACCAUCAUCAGGGAAUUAUGGAGCCAAACCUGCAGCUGCCUGUUCGACUCUUAAUCGGUCUCUUUCAGUGGAGCGGGAGCAGCAGGACAGCAGCACCCACUACUCAGAUGACCCCUGGAGGAUAACAGAGGAGCAACGGGACUACUACAUCAACCAGUUCAGGUCCCUGCAGCCCGACCUAAACUCCUUUAUUUCAGGUUCUGUGGCAAAGAAUUUCUUCACAAAAUCAAAACUCCCCAUCCCAGAGCUUUCUCAUAUCUGGGAGCUGAGCGACGUGGAUUGUGACGGGGCGCUGACACUCCCGGAGUUUUGUGCCGCUUUCCACCUGGUGGUUGCGAGGAAGAAUGGUUACCCCCUGCCAGAGGUGCUGCCAGAGACUCUGCUGCCCGAGUACCUCCAAACAGCUUCUUUGAAGCCCAUCCGUGAUUGCACACUAUUUGAUUGCUACUCUGAGUCCUUGCCAGGUGGUCAGCAAACUCGGGACUUUGCUCGGACAGAGAAGGCAUCAGCUGAAGAGGCACCUGAUAACUCUGCCCUGUUACAGGAUGCAAAGAAAGAUGACAAACAAGCUCUUAAAGUAAGAACUCCUGUCAAAACAAUACCAAAGGAAUUUCAACACUUGAGUGUGAAAACAGCUGCUCAGGAAUCUCAUGCACUUAAAGCCAGACCACGUUCCAGGUCAUAUUCUAGCACGUCAAUAGAAGAUGCCAUGAAAAAGGGAGAAGAGCCCCCUACUCCACCUCCAAGGCCACAGAAAUCACAUUCCAGAGCCUCCUCUUUGGAUCUAAACAAAAUAUUUCAACAAAACACACAAGCUGUGAGGUCUGGCUGGCUGCCUCCACCACCGCCCGCACUGCCUCCUCGACCUUCAGUAUCUCAGACAGAGCCAGUAUCUGAGGUUGAAUUACAUCCUCAGCUGAAUAGACCCCCAUCACAGGCAGAAGAAAACAGUUCAGCAAAAAAGGAGGUUGUUCUUGCUCAGCCGCCCUCCAAACCCGCCCGCAGGAAGCUCCGGACAGAGACACAGGGGCUGGAAACCCCCGAGCAUUCUCCCACUAUAAAUGUGACUUCUUCCUUGCCAGCAGUCAAGCCUCACCUCCCAGUCCAAAAACAGUCUUCCAAGCAGAAAAGGGCUAUUCAGACCGCCAUACGAAAAAACAAAGAAGCCAAUGCUGUGCUUGCCAGGUUGAACAGUGAGCUCCAGCAGCAGCUGAAGGAGGUUCACAAGGAACGGAUUGCCUUGGAGACACAGCUGGAGCAGCUUCGUCCCGUCACUGUCUUAUGACCUCCUGCAGCAGCUGUAUAGCAGGGGAAGUGGAGCGUGUGUCCCAACGUCCUUGCAAGGAGAGGAGAGCAGUGUGGCUGGGCAGAGUUUCCACCAAGGUGAUGGUGGUGGCAGGAAGGACCAGCUUGUCCAGUCUCCCUUAACCCCCGCUGAGCAAAUUGCCUUUGCAGGUGAAAAAGAUAAACAAACUUUGGACUGUCAGACGUUUUUGAGCUAGGAGAUGCUUUGCCUUCUUUCCUUCCUCUUCCCAGCCUAAUGUGUAAAUGCAGCUUAUCACUGAAACCAGUAACCUGAGAGUAUUUUAUUUAUGUAAAGAAAUCCUGAUUUAUACUCGUUCUGGCAGCACCUCCUGUCCUGAUCAUUAAGAGGUACAGUGUUCCUGAAUUCCUGCUAAAAUUUAAAUAUUGUCCUUUGAGAUGAGCUCCUGGAUGUUACUGAUUCCUGUAGGAUUGUAUCAUGGUAGAGUACCAGCAGUAAUGUACUACAGGAAUAACACUCGCUGGACGUACAGAGUCUUUAUCUACAAUCAUGUGUCAGAUAAUUAUUUUCUUAGCGCUGUUUAUUAUGCAAUCAUGGAUGUAUUUUGAUGUUAGAGAAGUUGUAUUUUGUAAGUCCAAAUCAUAUGAGAGAAAAGUAAAAAAGGAUAAAAUUUAAUUAUUUUGGAAAUUACAAAUAAAAAAGAAAUCUGUUUUUUGAGUUAUAACUAUUUCCUAUCACCAGUGUUUGAUCACUUGCUUGCAGCUGCCAGUGUUUUGUUUUCUUUUUUUACCAACUGUAUUUCUAACAAGGUUAAAAUGCAUUCUGGGCAUUUUUAUAAAAGCUAUUGUACGUAUGUUUGUAGUAGUCUGCUUUGUCUUAAUAACUGCUGAUCUGUUUUGAGGAUGCAUACAACAACUGUAUUUCCAGCAUAAGGAAGGUAGCAAAAGUACUGUAUGUAAGGUUAUAAAACGUGUGAUGGAAAUAAUAGCCUUUUGUUAAGGGUUUCUUUGCACCUUGCUGGAGAUGUUGCUGAUAGGAUGAAGCUGGUAAUGCCCAUCUGUUUUCCAAAUGAAGAAGCAAAGGCUCAGUUUUUACCUGGGUGUGAUCCAGGGCUAACUGAAUGUCAUGGGAAUUUUUUCCAUGGAUGCAGCAGUCACUGGCUUUAGUCUCUAUUCUUGCAGUGGAAGCUGACUAAAAAUAAUGUCACUUUAUUUUUUGGGCCAAUGCUCUUGUAUUGGGCUACUUCAGGCACAGCCAUGUCAGCCCUGUUCCUCCUAUAGAUACGAUGCAUGUUUCAUUGCCAGGGAGUGUCACCUACCUGCUGUCCUUCUUAAAGGUGACGCUGCAUGUGUUUCAUAUCCUGGUUUUCACUGACCUAAUUUAAGUGCAUGCGUUUGCCUUGCAGACGUGGUGCAGCAGUUUUUUACCACUGUAAAAGGUAAAAUCGUAUUACCAAUGGUUUUACCAUCAUUGGUGUGAUGCUUUCUCCCUGUAGCUAUAGGAUAAGGUGGCCCUAGGGCUGAGAGGAUGGAGAAGCAAGUUGGAAGCAGCUGGGUAGCUUCUCUUUGGAAAGGCUACAGUGGGGUGUUGGAGGACACCAGAGCAAUCAAAUGUUUUGUUGAGAGACAUCAUUGGGAGUGUUUGAAGUGACAAGGAAGCUGCCAGCUUUUGCUGAAAGGGAUAUGGAUGUGUGACAUGGAUCCAGAAGUCUGAAAUUGAAAAUAAUAAUUUGCAAACUUGUUACUGGAAAUCUGUUUUUUUUUUUUUUUUUUGGUAACACUUUGGUUUUGAUUCUACUAAGUAUCAUUGUGGUAACAAGCAACAACCCUUCGUCUGGAUUUGGAACUUCUUCUGUGCUGCUGUUGCAUAGCUGGGGUCAGACAGCCAUUCCUGGUCAGUGACAAAACACGAGAACUGCAAACUUUUCUGGGAAGCUGCAAAACAGACGCUGCCCCCUUGCUGGUAGUGGUACUUUUCAGAAUUUAUCGUCAUUUAUUUCCUAUGUUCAUAACGCUGAGUCAUUCCUGAGAUUUUGCUGAGGUUCAGUGCUCACUCUUUGCUUUUUAGUCCUUACAUUGUCAUUUGGGUUAAUAAGCCCCUGGUAUUCAAUAGGAAGUAAUCAUGUGGCACAUUUGUUUCUUAUUUUAUGGGUGAUUUUUAGAGGAAGGCUUUUCAAUGAUUACAAAGAAGUGUGCACAUUGUAUUUUUAAGGCAGUGGAGGGAUUUUUUUCAUGUUUGAUAGGAGCUUCCUCUAUAAUAACCCCUUAUUUAUUUGACUUGGGUUAUUCAUGGAAUAAAUGCUGUUCAAAGGAAGAGUGGAGAAGUCUGGUUUCUAUGUCUUUCUUUUAAUGUCUCUCGUCUAACAUACAGGGUUUUUUUUCAUUCACUUGAAAUUAGGGCACCUGGUUAGCCAACAAUGAAAUAUUUACUCAGUUAUUACUCUAUCACAGAUCUUAAUAAAUUUAAAAUUUAACCAUUCUUGCAUUUUUAGAGAUGCAAUCAAAUGUUCCACUCAUCUUCAAGACUUAGAGUGUGAAUUGAUUUGUAUUCUCUUUGGUGAAAUGUUGGUUAUGAUACAGUACUUCACAUAGAGAGUAAAGCAAAGUGUUCAAUAAGAAAUGUCAGUGUAUAUGUGUACAAUGCAGAAAAUUGUUUCAUCUGUCUCAUUACUUAAACAUUCAUGAUAGCCAAUGCAAAAUGAAAAAGUGCCUUUGAUUUUGGGAAGCUAUUAGCAUUUUGAGAGGGACAGGGGAAGGCAUCAGGAAGCUAUGACAGUGCUUCUGGCAGUUGUUUUAUGAAGCCACACUCAUGGCUACUAUUAACAGACCCUGGCUUGUCAAAAUUCACAUCUAAAUCCAUUAGCACAGAUUUUCUCAAACAGUUUGGGAUGGGUUUUUUUGCAUGUUUUUGUUUUGUACUGUUUUGGGGUUUUUUUUGAUGUGAGGUUUUGGAGUGCUUUGGGUGUGUGUUUGUUUUAAUGUGGGUACAGCAAAGUCAGUUUCUUGCAGCAACCUUUACUUUCUGAAACUUUGGAUAGGAGAUGCUCCUAGAUGUUUCUUGACCCAAGACAGGCUGUCUGGUUAGAAAUGGAGACCUUACAAGCAGUUUGCUCAAUGUUCAUGGCACUUUCUUGAGCAACAGGAGAGAAAUCAGCUUUAAACCUCUGAUAACCCUGACCCAGAACAGUAACAAGGGCAUCUGUCCAACCUUGCAGCCCAACCAAGGGAAGAGAGAAGUUUCCCAUGCAUGAGGUAAUCACACUCCUCAGUUCAUGGUUUCUGUAAGUAUUUAUGCAGAGGAGAACAUUCCCAGGAAGAGGAUAACUGGGAACAGGAGCUGGAACACAGCUUCCUAGCAUCUGAGCAGAUGUGCAGACCAUGAACCUGGUGCCCUUUUCUAAGUCUUCAAUUUUACGCAGUUAUUCUGGUUUGGAUAAUUAAAUAUUUUUGUCUGCGGGACAAGACUACCUGGGGCAGGUAAAGAUCCUCCUCAAUGUAUCUGUGCAUUCACGUGUCUUCCUUUUGAUAAUGCAUUUCUUUAUGGCUCUGUUCAUGUUCAUAUCAUGAAAUAUCUGUUUAGAGAAAAAAACAAAACAAACAAAAAAUGAAAAUCGUUAUAAAAAAGAAACAUGUUCAGACAAGUGCAAGGACUGCUUGCCUUUGUUGAUCAAGCCAUUUUUAUAUAAGCCUUUAGAUAUAAACAAUGACCUGGUAAUUAAGCAAGGCAAACACUUUCCAUUUCACUGGCGUUUCUUUAAACAAACAAUCUGUAAGUAAACAUUAAUCCUUCAUGAUCAAUGUCCUGUGGAAACUUUACCACCUCUUUCCAGACAGUUCUCAGUUCUCUCUUCCAGAGGGUUUUGCUGAUGUAGCAAAAAUUGCAGCUCAGCCCUGUUAUGGGAAAGUUGGUGAAUAUCCUUUUUAACUCAAAAGAUUAUAUCUAAAUUGUCUUUACAUGUGUGGCAGUAGUUUUGCUGCUGGGAAUUCUGUAUCCAAGUUGGAGAGUGGAACUUGUUUGGCCAUCACCCAGAAAGUCCCAGCUUGACACUGCCAGUACUAACCAGUGCCGGGUGGUGAGGACUAGCAUGAUAAAAUGACCUCAAAGGGAUAUUUGGGACUUGGAACCCUCCACAGGAAGCAUGGUAAGAAAAUUGCCUUUUGGUGGUGUGUAAGCUGCUUUCCUCCAGCUGAGCUUCCAGAUCAGGAGAAGGAGAGCCUGGGAAAGUUGCUAGCCAGGGAAUGAGGUGUGUCCAUUUUCCAGCCCCAUCAGCCUUUGGCCUUCAGCUCACAUAAUCCUUGACAAGAAAAUACACAAAGAAGGAAGAGUGGCCUUCGUGAAGCCACAUAUUUUAUUGACUGAGGAGUUAAAGUAUUUUUUUCAGAAAAAAAAAAGAUACAGUAUGUUGGAGAAGAGAUGAUGUAUUUUGAAGCUUUUUUCAUUUAUCUCUAUGAUAAUGUGCUGUGAGGAUAUGCAUUAUGUUUUACUCUGUUACUGAUUUUUUAUAUAUAAAAAGAUCAGAUUGCAAGCCAUUAUCAUUGUUAAUCU
Molecule: messenger RNA, 6516 nt
Organism: Calypte anna (Anna's hummingbird)
Lineage: Eukaryota; Metazoa; Chordata; Aves; Apodiformes; Trochilidae
Gene: REPS2
Product: RALBP1 associated Eps domain containing 2
Exons: 18
Coding region: 46-1992 (648 amino acids)
Biological process (GO): endosomal transport; endocytosis
Cellular component (GO): plasma membrane; cytoplasm
Molecular function (GO): protein binding; calcium ion binding
Source: RefSeq, a predicted model, not a curated record